AUGUUUACGCCAUACACACCGGAAAAAUCGAUCAGUGAACAAAAAGCUGCUCAGAAGCUGAAACAAAUUCAAGCGAACAUGGAAGAACAGCUGCGAACUCUCACUCAUCAGAGAGGGGCAGUGGAGGGCAAAUUAACGCGUGUGAAAAGUGUUCUGCAGCACAGUGACGAUGCACCGAAUCCGAACAUUCGAAAUUUACACUUUCUUCGGUUGCAUAUGAAGACAGUCGAACAAGCAUACAGUGAAUAUAAUCAGUUUCAGAAUUCUAUUUAUGCCCUGUCCCUCUCUGAGGAGCGAAGAGCCGAGCAGAUGGAAAAGUACGUCGAAUUCGAAUCGAUGUACACCGAUUUGUCGAUACGUUUGAGUAUGCUGAUUGAGGAGGCUACCACGAAUCAUGCAAAAGAUGCCGCGACGAAGAUCGAGUUCCCAGCGCCCGCUGUGAUGACAGCGGGAUCGGCGGCACCUUUCCUCCCUCCACUACAAGCGCCAUUGCCGACCUUUGACGGGUCGUACGAGGGAUGGUUUUCGUUUAAAUCUAUGUUUACGACCAUCAUGAAUCGUUACAAGUACGAGGAACCGGCAAUGAAACUUUAUCAUUUGCGAAACUGUCUCGUGGGAGCAGCCGCUGGAAUUAUCGACCAGGACAUCGUCAAUAGUAACGACUACGAUGCUGCCUGGAAAUUCCUGACAGAAAGAUUCGAGGAUAAGCGGCUCAUCAUCGACAAACAUAUCGAGUGUUUGUUCAACCUGCCGAGGUUUAGCAAAGAGCAUUCGACAAAUCUGCGGAAAUUGCUAGACGUCUCCACUAAGAACGUCGAAGCACUCAAGAAACUGGAACUGCCAGUGGAAGGGCUUGGUGAGCAAAUGCUUGUCAACAUCAUUUCAUCACGGAUGGAUAAAGCGACACGCGUAGCCUGGGAGACACGACAGGAAUCAGGAGUUCUGCCCAGCUACUCGAAAACCAUGGCGUUCCUACAAGAACAGUGUAGAAUUAUUGAGAAAAUUGAAACGAAUACGAAAAUAGAAAGUGGAAAAACAAAAGCGGGGGUUAAAACCACCACGCUAGUGAACACUAAUGAACCGAAGUGUGAUAUGAAAAUUGAACAAAAGUGCGCUGGUUGCAAAGAAAGGGCAUCGAACGAGCGGAUGUGCUUCAUCACACAACUGCAGAGAGUGUGGCAAACGACACCAUACUUCUCUUCACACCAUCGAACAUUCGGGAAUCAUACCAGCAAAAACCAGUGUGCAGAUCGCAGCGAGGAUGUUCAACCAACUCGUAGUGAGACGACUUCGAGCAGCCAAAGCGAGGUGAUUCGAUCCGGCACAGCUGCGACUUUGUGUGCCAGUGUAGGGAGUCAGAUGAAACAGGCGUUGCUGUCUACGGCUAUAGUAAAGGUCCGUGGAUUGAACUCUGCUGCUUACCCAUGCCGAGUGUUGCUGGACUCAGCAUCCCAGAUGCAUUUUAUUACGGAACGGUUUGCAAACCUGAUCGGACAGAAGAAGCAGUCUGUUGAUUUCAUUGUGAGUGGCCUCAACGGUGCGAACAUUCGACUCCGUCGUAUGGUACGAGCGACGAUUGAAUCGUACGUCGGAGAUUUCUUUACUGAAGUGGACAUUCUCGUAGCGCCACGGAUCACAAGCGACCUGCCAGAGAAACCGUUCGACGUAUCGGAAUGGCCGAUCCCUGCUGACGUCAAAUUAGCCGACCCGGAAUUCAACAAACGAGGACGCAUCGAUAUGCUGAUCGGUGCCGAAAUCUUCUGGGAUUUGGUGAAAGACGACCGAAUCAAACUUGGACCGAACCUACCAACACUCACCAACACGGAGCUUGGUUGGGUGGCGGGAGGCAUUAUCACCACCGACGCGCCAGUCAUGGCGCGAUCGCUCUGCCAAACGAGCAACGAAGAACUGAGUGAACUUCUACGAAGCUUCUACAAGCUGGAGGCUUGCGACGUGAUCCAGCACCCCAGCAAGGCGGCUGACGAACAGUGCUUGGAACAUUUCCGACAGACUCACCAACGAGACCAGGAAGGAAGAUACUGCGUACGACACCCAUUCAACGACAGGAAGGGUGAGCUGGGCGAUUCUCGUGCAAUCGCAAUACGACGGUUUCUGUCUCUUGAGCGACGGCUGGACAGAGAACCGAAUAUCAAGCAGCAGUAUUCCGCUUUCAUGCGAGAGUAUGAGGAGCUCGGCCAUAUGAAAGCUAUCGCGGCCGACGAAAACGAAGAUCCAAAUUCCGCUUACUACAUACCACAUCACUGUGUAGUGAAGCCCAGCAGUACGACGACCAAGUUAAGGGUCGUGUUUGAUGGAUCUACAGCGACGUCCACUGGAGUGGCGAUUAACGAUGCACUGAUGUCUGGACCGACCGUCCAGAAUGAUCUGACUUCCAUUCUUCUGAAUUUUCGGUGCUUUAAGCACGUGUUUACGGUGGACAUCCCGAAAAUGUUCCGCCAAGUUCGAGUUCUGCCUCCGGAUACUGCGUACCAACGAAUAAUAUGGCGUUAUGAUCGAAGCAAACCACUAGCAGUGUACGAACUGCAGACGGUGACGUAUGGGUUGGCGCCAUCUCCAUUUCAAGCGACGAUGGCACUCCGUCAGGCAUCAGAGGAUUACAAGGAAGAGUUUCCUCGAGCAGCGAAGGUGAUCGAAAGGAGCACCUACAUGGACGACAUUGUUGCGGGUGCACAUAAUCUUCCGGAAGCAUGUGUACUCCAGCAGGAAAUUGAUGGUUUGUUGUCGAUAGCUUGCUUCGGUGCCCACAAGUGGUGCUCGAAGAGUUUGAAAGUACUAGACCAGAUCGGCGACGAACUACGUGGUACGGACUUCAAGGUUGGUGAUGAAAACUCGAAGGUCAUCACCAAGACGCUGGGAAUCGUCUGGAACCCUCCCGACGAUUGGUUUUCGUUCUCCGUCACGCCAGGUGACCCCGAAGCUACAACGAAAAGAAAGAUAUUAAGUGAAGUAGCGAAGAUUUACGAUUUGCUGGGCUUAGUUGGUCCAGUUGUUACUACGGCGAAGCUGAUUCUCCAGGAAGUGAGCCUUCUCUCGGUGGAAUGGGACGAACCGGUCCCACAGGACAUCGUACUCAAGUGGCGUAGAUUCCGUGAUGAGUUGACUUGCUUGAACUAA
This is a messenger RNA of Toxorhynchites rutilus septentrionalis, 3135 nucleotides long. RefSeq lists its product as uncharacterized. NCBI's taxonomy places the organism in Eukaryota, Metazoa, Arthropoda, Insecta, Diptera, Culicidae. The record is from RefSeq and is a predicted model, not a curated record. The transcript has 2 exons. Bases 1 to 3135 code for a protein of 1044 amino acids.